GCUUCUGCGCUGCCUUUCGAAAUUGCGAAGAAGACUUUUAUCUUUUGACAAUUUUACAUGGAAUUUCACACAUUUCUUUUCARAUAAUGGAUAAAAACACUUAAAAGGAAACAGAUCAGACUCAGCAAUGUCCGCUAAAGGGAACGAACUUCGUAAGCUCAGCGAAGAGAGCCUUACACGACCACCUGAGGAAGUCUUCGAUGUUUUGGACAAGCUUGGAGAAGGGUCCUAUGGGUCUGUUUAYAAAGCAAUGCAUAAGGAAAGCGGGCAGGUACURGCCAUAAARCAAGUCCCAGUAGAYACGGACCUCCAGGAAAUAAUCAAGGAAAUCAGCAUCAUGCAGCARUGCGAUAGUCCUUAUGUUGUAAAGUAUUAUGGCAGCUAUUUCAAGAAUACGGAUUUAUGGAUUGUCAUGGAAUACUGUGGUGCUGGWUCUGUGUCAGAUCUUAUGAAACUGAGRAUWAAAACAUUGACGGAAGAUGAAAUCAAAUGCGUUAUGAAAUACACUCUCAAAGGACUUGAAUAUUUACAUCUUAGAAGAAAAAUACACAGGGAUAUCAAGGCAGGAAAUAUUUUACUCAACACUGAAGGUCAUGCAAAACUUGCUGAUUUUGGUGUYGCUGGACAAUUAACAGAUACCAUGGCCAAGAGGAAUACAGUAAUAGGAACGCCAUUCUGGAUGGCACCAGAGGUAAUCCAGGAAGUUGGUUAUGAUUGCCUGGCUGAUAUCUGGUCACUAGGGAUCACUGCUAUUGAAAUGGCUGAAGGGAAACCUCCUUACGCUGAUAUACACCCUAUGAGAGCAAUAUUUAUGAUUCCCACAAAACCACCUCCAACAUUCAAAGAACCUGAGAAAUGGUCAGCAGACUUCAAAGACUUUGUAGCUAAAUGUUUAGUUAAAAACCCUGAAGAAAGGGCAACUGCUUCCCAGUUAUUACAGCAUCCGUUUAUUCAGUCUGCAAAGAAUACAAAUGUUCUUCUAAACAUGGUGCAGGAAGCACUUACUAUAAUGGCUGAAGAAAGCAGUAGAGCAGAUGCAAAUGAGGAGGAGGAAAUAGAACCAUAUGAAGAAGUUGAUUCAAGUACUUUAAUAAAGGUGAAUAGUAAUGCUGGUGAUACAAUGGACAGCASUACAACAGGUCAAGGGACAAUGAUAGUCAAUUCUGAGGAUACAAUGAAUAGUAGUACCACAGACCAGGGCACCAUGAUAGUUAAUAGUGAAACUGGAACAUUAUUGGAGUCUGAUCUAGGAACAAUGGUUAUAAAUAGUGAUACAGAUGACGACUCUACAAUGAAAAGACUAGACUCUGAUGCCAAGCAAGAUUACCGUCCAUCCUUCAUGGAUCAUUUUGAUAAAAUAUUUGAGGGUGGACAAGGCAGUGGUGGUAAUAGUGGAAGUGGGUCAGGACAAWCUAAUGGACCUGAACCAGAAACUACAGUUGUUAAAGGAUACAUAGAUCCCUUUAGAAUAAAAAAGGCUGGGCCGCCUGACUUCGCCUUUCUUAAAGGCUCAAGCUUUGAGGAACUCAUGCGAAGGAUGCAGUCACUCGAUGUAGAAAUGGAAAGAGAAAUUGAGGAACUGCGAGURCGAUAUCAAAGCAAAAGACAACCUAUYCUGGAYGCCAUGGAAGCGAAGAAAAGACGACAACAGAACUUUUAACAGAAAAAAUGACAAGUAAAAAAGUUUACUGAUAGUUUUGAUUAUUGAAGUAUUAUGGUAACAUAAAGGUAAUCUUGUACCCAGAACCAAAAUUACAUUAUAAGCUCUGUAACAAAUAAUGAGACAAACUAAGACAAUAGUCUCUAUCAUGGGUUCCCUGUGCCAUCCUUGAAAGGCAGUCAUGCCUUUAGAGCCGAUUUCAUAUGAUUGUGCAAAAAAUACUGCAUCUUAGUGCCGUGUCUGUACCAUGCCGUGACGGUGAUGUAUUCUUGAUUUCUUAUUUUUAUUUGGGUCACUCAGGUGAGGUUUCAUGCUGCGCCGUGUCCGUGUUGUGAUCUGUGCCGUUGCACAGUCAUACGAAAUCUGCUCUAUACUUUUGAAGUGAAGUCAGUCAAGCCAUGAGCAUGCUAUGAUACCUGUGAAUAAUUUGUCUMUUGGUGUGAAAAGGUUUUUAUCAUUGUUUGCUCACUGGUCAUCUUUCUUUGAUGCAGAGGACAUUGCUUACCAUUCAUACUGGUGUAGAGAUCAUGCAACUGUUGCAAGAAAUAAUUUUUUGAAGUCAAACCCUUAGUAGUGCAAAAUAAUGACUURCCUCUUCUAGUUCAAGUUCCACUCUUCUUUUCACUCUUCUCUCGUACUAGAUGAUUGUACUUGGGUUGUGGGUGCAUGGUUCAUCAAAUUUCCAUUGCUUUUGUUUAAAACUGUUGAAUCUUGACUUGCACUAGUCUCUUUAACAGCCUCCCUUUUUGGGCUUCCUGUCCCUCUCAAAAGAGAGACAGGAAGGAGGGAUAGGAAGCCCAACAAAAGGGGGUGGGGCUGCGAAGGAGACUAGACUUACACAUAAUGUGUUUUCAUUGUGUCAUGUUGUGUUGCUUUGAAGCUCUCUUGUUUUCAAAAUCUAAAUAUAGUUUUUUCAUAUACUAAGAUGUAUGUUAAAUGUAACUAAGUUUAAAUUUCAUAGACAAAUAAUGUUGAUAACAAAACCUAAGAGAUAAUUAUUAUAAUUACAAAUAUAUCCAAGGAAGCAUACAAGAUUGAAUUUUUGGUACAGAUUUGAUUUUACCUGUCGAUUCAUGGAUUCAAACAAACAAUUGUCUCCUUCACAGUUGCCUUCUUCAUCGUUUUAGCCAGCCAUGUUAUGUACAYAGGAAGCAAGCUAGACAACCGUUGAGCAURCAGAGAUAGAMAUAAAUMAUUAUCYRUAGGUAUCUAUCAUUGCAGCUUGCAAGUCGUCUYUACCAAUUAUUCAUUUUGCUAUGUUCCCAUGAWWAWAYARGACACUGUGCUAAUCAUGGCAUAUUUUGGUUUGAUAACAAAUUUUCAUAUAAAAAAGCUUUGAAGUCUGACGUGAAGAAAGUUAUUGGGUUUCAUGGAGUAAAAUAAUGUGUACACAGCAAGCCCAAACAUUUAAACAGAUAAUAUGUUUAUGUAAAUAUAUAUUGAAUUAACUUCCUAGUAGCAUGCUUGUGAAUUUUGCCUGAGAAGUUGAACAAAGGAAUCAAGACGAGGUGCUGCGCAUAAAGCCCAGUCACUAUCACUGGAAAAAACGCACGCUUUAAGGUUGUAAAUUUGAUGUAAAUAUGAUGUAAGUGUCCAAAAUUCUGUAAAUUUGAUGUAAAUGAUUUCCAUUAAAUUUACAGAAUUUUGGACAAUUACAUCAUAUUUACAUCAAAUUUACAACCUUUAAAGCGCGCGAUUUUUUCCAGUGUAUUGAAAAACUAUUUUCAUCGGAAUGACUGAGAUUCUUGCAGGGCGCCCUGUCGUAAUACCUUUGUGUGCAACUAUACUGAGGUAAAAUUCACUGGUUAUUGUUUUUAAUUGUAGUGAUUUUGAAUACACUCGAAGGCGAUUAAAAAGAGAUAUUAGAUAAUAACUGGGARGGGUAAACCUUUCUUAAUGUAAUACCAAUCUCAAUGAUCCACUUACAAUAUUCUGGUUGAUUAACCAGCCAUUAAAGAACUGAAUAUGAAGCUUUAGGGAAACAGAAAGGUUACCUAUAUUUUCCCAGGAGCCUCGUCUUCAAUUUCUAAUGUUGCACAACAGUGCCCUGUGAAAACCGCUCUAAUUCUUCAUGGUCAUAGUUUUUGGUAUUGCAGUGUUAGAAUAUAUAGAUCGCCUAACUGUUUUUGUGCUUGCAUAUAUUAAUAUCAAGACUUCAUACUUGGUAUAAUAGAAAGAUUAUAUAACACUCAAGGUAUACAUGAUAUCCUUCAAUUUCUUGACCUUAACAUUUAAAGUUUAGCCCCACAUCCAACGUUAAUAAAAAUGAGUUUCUUUUGA
Molecule: messenger RNA, 3940 nt
Organism: Exaiptasia diaphana
Lineage: Eukaryota; Metazoa; Cnidaria; Anthozoa; Actiniaria; Aiptasiidae
Product: serine/threonine-protein kinase 3
Exons: 13
Coding region: 128-1660 (510 amino acids)
Biological process (GO): intracellular signal transduction; protein tetramerization; regulation of MAPK cascade
Cellular component (GO): cytoplasm
Molecular function (GO): ATP binding; protein serine/threonine kinase activity
Source: RefSeq, a predicted model, not a curated record